Molecule: messenger RNA, 1480 nt
Organism: Mercenaria mercenaria
Lineage: Eukaryota; Metazoa; Mollusca; Bivalvia; Venerida; Veneridae
Exons: 4
Coding region: 9-620 (203 amino acids)
Molecular function (GO): calcium ion binding
Source: RefSeq, a predicted model, not a curated record
CACUGUUGAUGCAACAGUCUGUAUAUAAACAAGACAUUCCCUCUCUUCAAAGCACCUUACAUCUGCAAGCGAAGAAGCUGUUUCUAUCAACUGAAAAGGAACUUAACAGAAACAUGAGGGUGGCAAUAUUCGUCUCGGUCAUGUUACUUGUGUGUUGUCUGUCCACGGACGCCCUUUGGGGAAGACGUAGACGACGUUCAAGCAGGACGGUUAACGCAAACGUGAGGGUAAACAAUGGGCAACCAACGCUUGAAGGAAGUUGGACACAUCAGGGAGAUAACUGGGAAAGUUCGGUGACAGGAAGUGUCGAUCCCUCAGGAAAUUGGAAUGUUGGAGUUGGUGCCACAUGGCAUUUUAAAAAAAGGAGUGUUGAAUUACAUGGCAACCGUUACAAUGUCACACUGCAAGUUGAUCCGUGUAAUUUCAAGUCAUAUGACGACGACCGGGACGGAAUAAUAAGUAAAGAGGAAUUCUACGCUGUAUUCGGGGAAAACGAAAAGACUGAUGCUCUAUUCGAUGACCUAGAUUACCCAACAGCUGAUGGCGUUAUAGAAAUUGAAGAAUUCUACGAACUGGCACCUGUGACAAUUACUGAAUGUGCGGACGUGGAUGAGGAGUAGAAACAUCUUCUAAAUGUGCGGACAAUUUGUGGUUUCUGAAGGAUGUAUAAUGAACAUUUCUUUUCGAUAUAAAAAACAUGUAGAUAUACUCACAUUAUUUAAUUAGCGUAAGGUAUUUAGGUUUUGGUUUCUUAAACAAGAAUUACAUCUACAAAACAUUAAUUUGCAUAGCGUUAGCGAAAGAUCACAACCACAAAUAUAAAAAUAGGUCCGCAUAGUUUGUGCGUUUAUGUUGAUUUGUUCCUAACCAAACAUUUGUAUUUUUCUUUCUGUCUAAUUUUUCAAUGUUUUGAAUAUCUAUCCUAUUAUAUAUUUUCAUAAGACAAUUUUUAACUCUUAGGUAUAGCAUUUACUUCGGCCAUCUUUACCAUGUAGGUAAUUCACUAUCAACAAAAACGUUAUCAAAACUACAUUUCGUUAUAAACUUUUUAUGAAUACAUAAUAAAAUAUGCUAAGGCUUUUGUGUGCAAAUGCGAUCUUGUCAAUUUGUCAGACAUGUUUAUCUAUAGAUUUAAGAAUCUGUGCCUUCUAAAACAGUAAAUAUGGAUAAAACCGAGGUAAAGACAGUUACGAAUAAAGGGAUAGUUACCUAUAUUCAAGUGAAUCUGUGUAUCUUUUCGAGAAAAAUCAAUUUUAAAACGCGCAAAAUUUCCCCGUAUGGCAAUUAUUGUAUCUUGAAUACAUUCUUUUCUCUUUUUUUCCAUACGAUUAUUCUGAUAAAUUGUUUCAUUUAAAUUAAUUAAAUAUGUAUAUCAAAAAAUCCGCAUCAAAUGAUUUUUAGAGAUCUUGCGCUGUUGAAAGAAAUUCAUCAUAUUACUACUUCUUAACUAAAACAAUUGUGUAAUAAAAUUCUAAAGAAA